This is a messenger RNA of Diceros bicornis minor, 1714 nucleotides long. RefSeq names its product sarcoglycan gamma (gene SGCG). NCBI's taxonomy places the organism in Eukaryota, Metazoa, Chordata, Mammalia, Perissodactyla, Rhinocerotidae. The record is from RefSeq and is a predicted model, not a curated record. Gene Ontology annotation, cellular component: sarcoglycan complex; sarcolemma. Gene Ontology annotation, biological process: heart contraction; cardiac muscle tissue development. Bases 206 to 1081 code for a protein of 291 amino acids. The transcript has 8 exons.
AAUCGAGCAGAUGUGAGUUCAUAGUGGCUUGCACUCGUGCGGCAGCAGUGGAAAUGGAGAGGAGACAGACUGGGGAUACACGUUGAAAGCAGAGCUGAUAAGACUUGCUGACAUGGAGCUUGAAGGGAAGAAGAAGAUGCGGAUGACUUGUAAGACUGCCUGGAGCAACUAGGCGGAUGGUGGUGGUCGUGGUCGGCUUUCUAAUAUGGUGUGUGAACAGUACACUACAACCUCAGAGGGCACCCACAUAGACAGGCCAGAGAACCAGCAUGUCUACAAAAUUGGCAUUUAUGGCUGGAGAAAGCGUUGCCUCUACUUAUUUGUUCUUCUUUUACUCAUCAUCCUCCUUGUGAAUUUUGCUCUUACAAUUUGGAUUCUUAAAGUGAUGUGGUUUUCCCCAACAGGAAUGGGUCACUUGCGUGUGAUGAAAGAUGGACUUCGCCUGGAAGGGGAAUCAGAAUUUUUAUUCCCAUUGUAUGUCAAAGAAAUACACUCCAGAGUGGACUCAUCUCUGCUUCUGCAGUCAACUCAGAACGUGACUGUAAACGCACGCAACUCUGAAGAAGAGGUCACAGGCAGAUUAAAAGUGGGUCCCAAAAUGGUAGAGGUCCAGAGUCAACAGUUUCAGAUCAACACCAGGGAUGGCAAGCCGCUGUUUACUGUUGAUGAAAAGGAAGUUGUGGUUGGUACAGAUAAACUUCGAGUUACUGGGCCUGAAGGGGCUCUUUUUGAACAUUCAGUGGAGACGCCCCUUGUAAGCGCCGACCCAUUUCAAGACCUGAGAUUAGAAUCCCCCACGCGGAGUCUAAGCAUGGACGCCCCAAAGGGCGUUCAUGUUAAAGCUCAUGCUGGGACAAUCGAGGCCCUUUCUCAAAUGGAUAUCAUUUUUCAUAGUAGUGAUGGAACGCUGGCGCUUGAUGCUGAAACUGUGUGUUUACCCAAGUUGGUUCAGGGGACUGGGGGUCCCGCUGUCAGCUCACAAAGACUCUAUGAAAUUUGUGUGUGUCCAGACGGGAAGCUUUACCUGUCUGUGGCUGGCACGGGUACCACGUGCCAUGAAAACAGCCACGUCUGUCUCUAAGCCACCUGCACCUCCCACGGAGCACCUGCCUCAUUUCCGUGAGCUUUAAAUGCUGACCUCAAGCCUUCACACUUAGAGCAAUUGGACAUCCUGUAAAACUGAGACAGCAGAUGGGAAGCAGAAAGACACACUUUCAAAAGGAACUCAGAAAGAAAAAUGUACCAGUGAAAGUGUUCAAAUGAAACUAUGUGAUCUCAAAAUGGCAUGUGGAUAUUAGACACAACAGUCAAAGAAAUAUCAAAAGAAUGUGAUUAUUCCACUGGAUUAACCUCCACCAGACCAUUGUGACUUUCCUUUUCCUUUCUUGUACAUGUCAAUCUACAAUGAACUAUUGAAUUGCUAUGUGGAAUUAAUUUAUGAUGCUCAACUGUGGAUAUCUAACUCCCCAUAAAAAUGGCAGUGGUCAAUCGUAAAAUGCCCAAAGGUCUAUGAGGUAUUUCCAUUAUAUCGCUCAAACCUAUAAGCCCUCUCUUCAUUUAAAUGCAAAGUGUGUCAGGUUUCACAGGAAAAGCUUCAGGUUUUGAAGGGACUUUGAGAUUUUCAAUAUGUAGUAACAGGAAUAAAUUAUACAAAAUUAUGAAAUUAUUCAUGCUUUCCUUAUAUAGUCAAUGAGCAAUAAAAAUCAACCUACAU